CCGGGUUGUGGCCGCGCCGAGUAGCCUGUUUUCCAUUCAAUGCGCGAUGUCGCACCAUGCGGGUGCCUCAAACAAGGCUGCCUUGGAGAAGGACUUGGGCGAGCUGAAAGCAAUUGUGAACAGCUUGCGGAGUAUGAGCCAUGUCGUGGGCUUAAAGAUGACCAAGAUCCAUGAAUCCGCUGUGGACAGCGAUGAAAAGAGCAGAAAGGUCUCACAGGCGGUCGUCUCGAAGCUGGAGCCUCUCGCGGAACAGAUCAAGAACUAUGUGACGCACUUUGAAGUGGAGCUGAGGAAGGCCAUCAGUGAUGUGGAGCAGAUGGACGCGAACGGAACGACGGACUUGAAGCUACCCGGCAUCGAGAAGCGCAACGAGGCGAGCGCAGUGGCCUCAGCGUCUUUGGGAUCUCCCGGGUCCUCGCCCACGCGCUCGUCGCCACCGGAGAAGUUGAGCUUCCCCC
Molecule: messenger RNA, 458 nt
Organism: Durusdinium trenchii
Lineage: Eukaryota; Dinophyceae; Suessiales; Symbiodiniaceae
Source: the annotation of a GenBank genome assembly